AUGAUCCCACUAUAUCCACAGGGAGGUGCGUAUGCACACUGCGCAGUUUCCACUCCGUACGCUUCAGUACCUGCCAGCCAUGGCAGUUACAACAACCAGCCGAAUGGACCUUAUACAAAUGUAACAAAUUCCCAUGCUCAGGCAAAUGGGCCUUACACAAACCCCUACGGUCCACCGAAUGGACCUUAUCCAAGUCCUCCCGGGCACUCGUAUUAUGGACAAGGCGGAUUUCGGGCAUGUGGAUCAAAUGCACGGCCGCCGUCUCCUUCUAGCGAUGAUUCUGAAGAUUUUACAGACUCGGAUGAAGCGAUCUCAUCAAAGCACCACCAGAAAAUCCCGAAGAACAAAACCAGUACAGUGCCUGACAAUAUUAUUACUAGCUUUUCGGACUUAUUGAAGAAGCAAAAUGAGAAAAUUGAUGUUUUAGAUAGACAACCCUCCACAAAUGAGGACAGAUAUAAACAACAAGCGCAGAAGCAGAAGGAGAAGGCAGGUGUCGAAGAACCUCUCAGUACCGGAGUCCUAGAUGAGAAGAAAGACGUAUCCUUUUUCGUCAAUGGUAAUGGAAUAAAGUUUCAGUUCCCAUGUUGGAAAUGCCGAACCUUGGAGGCGGGUGUGACUGCCGUCUUGCCUUCGAAAAUGCUAACAAGACUAGGAGAUGAAAAGGCUCAUUGA
Cladophialophora bantiana CBS 173.52 is the source of this 675-nucleotide messenger RNA. RefSeq lists its product as uncharacterized. The record is from RefSeq and is a predicted model, not a curated record. The transcript has a single exon. Lineage: Eukaryota; Fungi; Ascomycota; Eurotiomycetes; Chaetothyriales; Herpotrichiellaceae. The coding region runs from base 1 to 675 and encodes 224 amino acids.